AUGUCAGAGUUCUCGAGUUCUGCAAAAUCAGGACUGAAAUUGCACAAGUUUGUGUCAAACAGCAGAGAAGUCCUGAAAAGUUUUCCAGUCGAUGAACGAGCAAAGAGCCUGCAAGAUCUGGACUUAGCUAUUGACAAGCUUGUGCUGGAAAGAGUGCUAGGAGUGUCCUGGAACAUUGAGAAUGACACCUUCAACUUCAGAAUACAGGUGAAGGCAAACUCAUUCUCAAGACGAGGUGUUCUUUCAACGAUUAGUUCAAUUUACGAUCCAAGUGGCUUUCUGGGACAAGUAGUUCUUAAAGGAAAGAGGGUCCUCCAAGCUAUGUGCAAGCAGAAUAUGGACUGGGAUGAACCAAUGACCUGCAUUCAGAUUGGGAGAAGUGGCUGCUUGAUCUCCAGCAUCUAG
Molecule: messenger RNA, 405 nt
Organism: Lytechinus pictus (painted urchin)
Lineage: Eukaryota; Metazoa; Echinodermata; Echinoidea; Temnopleuroida; Toxopneustidae
Exons: 1
Coding region: 1-405 (134 amino acids)
Source: RefSeq, a predicted model, not a curated record